CGCAGCAGCAAGAAGAGCAGCUGAAGCACUGAACGUGACCUCACCUCCCCCACACCAAACGACAUCGUAUUGCCACAGUCAUCGUUCUCUCGCACUCUCUUCGUCUCCUUCCCUCCCUUUCUCUCUCUGCAACUCUUCAAAUUUCACCAUUUUUCAGCAGCUCACAGAAACUGAAAAGAUAACAAAAAUGGAGGCUUUCUACAGGCUCGAAGCUUGUGGGAUAGUGUAGGUUUUUACUCCUGUUCGGAAAGCCUUCAGCUUCCUCCCCUUUCUCUCACUAAAGCUUUUCUCUCUCUUCACUCUAUCUCUUAUCUAUGGCUGGCCUGAGAUCGAGACUCAAUGCGUGGAACUUGGAUCCGGAGAGGAAGAGGAGCGGCGGACUGAGGACGAAGCAGGCAGGGAGAGGAUCGUGUCGUGGAAGUUAGGCUGCGCUGGGAAAUGCACGCUCUCCGGCACUGAUUUCCUUGUCAUUUAAAUCGGCUGUCAAUUUUGUCUACUCUGUUCUGUUCGAUUAGUGCUUUGAAUUUUCCGAACAUUUUUUUUCGAGCUCCGGAAAGGCAGCAGCCAUGGGGCUUUUUCUUAAAGAAGCGCUCAAGCGUCUGUGCGGCACCAAUCAGUGGGCUUAUGCUGUGUUCUGGAAGAUCGGCUGCCAAAACCCUAAACUAUUAAUUUGGGAAGAAUGUCAUUACGAACCAUCGCUAUCUUCUCUACCUAAACGCAUUGCUGGAACUGAAAGAGCUGAAUUACCAUUUGGAGAGUGGGAAGGAUGCUGGGUUUCUUCUGAAGUGUGCUCCUCUUCUAAUGGCUUUCAACAAGAGGAAAGAGUGUCCUCGCUUAUUAACACAAUGAUGAUUGAUAAACCGUUUAAUAUAGUGGGCGAAGGAAUGGUUGGACGAGCUGCAUUUACAGGGAACCAUCAAUGGAUUCUAUCAGGCAAUUACACAAAAGAUGCCCAUCCACCAGAGGUCCUGAAUGAGAUGCACCACCAAUUUUCUGCUGGCAUGCAGACAGUUGCAGUUAUUCCUGUUCUUCCUCAUGGUGUUGUUCAACUUGGUUCCUCCUCGGCUAUGAUGGAGAAUUUAGGAUUCAUCAAUGAUGUGAAGAGUCUAGUCCUGCAACUAGGACGCAUUCCUGGUGUUCUUUUAGCAGAAAACUAUGCGACAAAAGAUUUGGUUGAGAAGUCUGGGGUACCCUAUACUUCCGGAAUAGUGGCAUCAAUGCAUCCAGCGGGUAAUUAUAAAGUAACAGGAUCCACACGCACCCAUCAAAGCCACUUUACUCAGGCUUCAGGCCUUUCUAGCCAACUAUCUCACUCUCUUAAAGAUUUUCAGAAUAAUUCUCAAACCACUUCUUCAACAUUUCAAAUCCCUAAUCUUACCCAAAAUCAGCCAAAAAUUCAUGAUGAUCCUCAACAACCAAUGGUUUCUCCAUUGAUGAAGCUGAAUUUUUCUUUGGGUGGCCAACUAAAGGAUAGAGUUCGGGGAGCUGAAGUGAUCACCUCAAAUUCUGAUGUGCGGUCGAGCAAGUCAACUACCUCUUACAAGUCAGGGGUGGGACUCAAAUACCCAUCUGGUUUAGGUCAAUCAGGUGCAGAUCAGGACAGCCUAAAGUUUAUAGAACAUAUGAUCUUGUCUGGUGGUAGCAGUAGGCAUCAUCGUGAUAACAACUUUAGCGCAUCAAAUGGUAUCGUGCCUCAAUUGGGAACCAAUGGAAGUUUAAUCUUUGAUCAGAGCAAAGGUUCGAGAACAACCACAUUGCUUGGAGGAAAUCAAGUGCAUGGUGGAUCAAGUUGUCAUUCAAGGCCAAUUUCUGUUCCUUGCACUAUUUCAGACCCCAACAGGGUAGCUGACAUCAACCUCUGUGGUGGACGUCUGUCGGGAGUUGAAUUUGAAAAGGCUGAUGCAUUCCAAACAGGAGGAGUUUCUUCAUCCAGUGUAGCAGGUCCAUCGGCUUCUAAUAACAUGCCUUCCAAAGGCUCUGACCAGAGACAGUUUUCCACCGAUGUGAAGCUUACACAGAAUGAAUUGGCCCCACAAAGGAUAGAUGAUGAACUGUUUCAAGCCCUUAAUAUUCCGUUGACUCAUCAAGAUGAGCGUAUCCCUGUGAAUGCACACAUCCCUGAUGUUGUUCUUGAUGAUUUUGAUUAUAAAAUCUGUAGUCCAAGAUCUGCAAAUGCUACAAAUGAUGUGUGUACUCAGAUUUCAUCAGGGGAUGAUUUGUUUGAUGUUUUGGGUAUGGAUUUUAAAAAUAAGCUGUUUAACGGCAACUGGAGUAAUUUGCUUGCUGAUGAGACACACUCAAACUCAAAAGACUUGGGUGAGAAUACUAUGAAGUUUACAAAUGUGCAGGAGUUGGGUUCUGAUUAUUAUUCAGCAGGUCAAGAAAUCUCAAUUGGUAGCAUUUUCUCUGGGGCAGGUACUGACCAUCUUUUAGAUGCUGUGGUCUCCCAGGCUCAGCCUGCUGUCAAGCAGAACUCUGAUGAUAAUGUGUCUUGUAGAACAACAUUGACAAAAAUCAGUAGUUCUACCGUCCCCAGUAGCUCUCCCACUUACGGACGGAUUAGUAGGUCUAAUCAUGUGCAUGGCGAGAAAUAUGGCCUUCGUAAAUCUCUUGUAAAAGCAGGCCCAGAAGAAACUAGUUCUUUCCAAUCUGGCUGUAGCAGGGAGGAUAUGCUAAACUGUUCCCAGACUAACUCCAUAUAUGGAUCUCAAAUUAGUUCUUGGGUUGAACAGGGUAAUAGCACCAAUCACGAGAGCAGUGUUUCAACAGCAUAUUCUAAGAGGCCUGAUAUAGUAGGAAAAUCAAAUCGCAAAAGGCUUAAACCUGGAGAGAACCCUAGACCAAGGCCAAAAGAUCGUCAGAUGAUCCAAGAUCGUGUGAAAGAGUUGCGUGAUAUUGUGCCAAAUGGUGCAAAAUGUAGCAUAGAUGCACUGUUUGAACGGACCAUCAAGCAUAUGCUUUUCUUGCAAAGUGUCACAAAGCAUGCUGACAAGCUAAAACAAACGGGAGAGUCUAAGAUUAUUGGCACAGAUGAUGGACUAGUUCUAAAAGACAACUUUGAUGGAGGGGCGACAUGGGCUUUUAAGGUUGGGACGCAAUCAACUGUUUGUCCUAUCAUCGUUGAGGAUCUCGAUCCACCUCGUCAGAUGCUUGUGGAGAUGCUUUGUGAAGAACAGGGUUUCUUUUUAGAAAUUGCUGAUUUAAUAAGAGGUUUGGGCUUGACCAUCUUGAAGGGGGUAAUGGAAGCUCGGAAUGAUAAGAUAUGGGCGCGCUUUGCAGUAGAGGCAAAUAGGGACGUAACGAGGGUGGAAAUAUUUAUGUCACUUGUUCACCUUUUGGAGCAAACUGUGAAAGGCACUGCCUCAUCAGCCAAUGCCAUGACGAACAAUAUGAUGGUCCACCACUCUUUUGCUCAAGCAGCCCCAAUACGUGCAACUGGCAGGGCUAGUAAUUUGCAGUGAGCCACUAGAUACACAGUUCCAAGUUCGU
Molecule: messenger RNA, 3489 nt
Organism: Pyrus x bretschneideri (Chinese white pear)
Lineage: Eukaryota; Viridiplantae; Streptophyta; Magnoliopsida; Rosales; Rosaceae
Product: transcription factor LHW
Exons: 10
Coding region: 567-3461 (964 amino acids)
Biological process (GO): regulation of DNA-templated transcription
Molecular function (GO): DNA-binding transcription factor activity; protein dimerization activity
Source: RefSeq, a predicted model, not a curated record